AUGGUAAAUGACAGAGAAACAUUGCGUGGCCGUCGUGUUAUCGUGACUGGUGCCAGCACCGGAAUUGGUGAACAGAUUGCUUAUCAUUACGCAAAAAUGGGCGCAAGAAUAUUAAUAACUGCGAGAAGAGAAAAUGUUUUACGAGAGGUUUGUUACUCAAAAAUGUUACAGCUCGGGGCUGAAGAGGCCCAUUACAUAUCUCUAGACAUGGGAAAGAUGGCGGACACCAAAAAAUUAAUCGACUUUGCCUGGGAGAGAUUUGGCGGUUUAGACUAUUUGGUUUUGAAUCACAUCACGUCAAACUAUCUGGAACUUUGGGACGGCCAGUUUGAACGGUUAGACGAAAUAUAUCAUGUGAACUUCCGCUCGUUUGUUAGUUUAGCUACUUAUGCAUUGCCGAUGCUGAGAGAGACUAGGGGGAGUAUUGUGGUGAUGUCAUCAUUUGCAGGCAAAGUUGGGACACCGUACUCGGCAGCGUACAGCUCCUCAAAGUUUGCAUUGAUUGGUUUCUUUGAAUCGCUACGAAAAGAAUUCAUGAUAAAGGAUACAGACAUUUCGAUAACAGUUUGCAUAAUUGGUGGGAUUAGCACCGAAAAC
This is a messenger RNA of Saccoglossus kowalevskii, 597 nucleotides long. RefSeq names its product hydroxysteroid 11-beta-dehydrogenase 1-like protein. Gene Ontology annotation, molecular function: oxidoreductase activity. NCBI's taxonomy places the organism in Eukaryota, Metazoa, Hemichordata, Enteropneusta, Harrimaniidae. Gene Ontology annotation, cellular component: intracellular membrane-bounded organelle. The record is from RefSeq and is a predicted model, not a curated record.